AUGCCGGUGAAAGAUGAGGCUGACCCUGACUAUCGGCAGAGGGAAGAAAAGGACGGAAUGACUGCCGAAGAAAGAAAAUCCGUCAAUGAUUUUCUCAAAAAACACGUUAAAAUAUUAAAGACUAUGGCAAAAAACAAUAAUGUAAUUGAAGAAAUUCAAGAAUUAAUACAACAAAUUAAAGCAGAUUAUCAGGAGGGGGCUGAUUUUGAAUUUGUGACUCCAAAUUUAAUUAAAAAAGCAAGCAAAGGAGUUCAUAUUAAAAUUCUUUCCCCUCGGGUAAAAAAGUUUUGCCGCGAAAAGUUUAAUUUUCCGCAUGGGAUUGACAAUUUAGAUUAUGAAAAAGGCGACCAAGAAGGCACUGACUUCUAUUAUCGAGUUAAUGCAAACAAUAGUAAUGAUGAUUGA
Messenger RNA from Ambispora leptoticha, 405 nucleotides. Lineage: Eukaryota; Fungi; Glomeromycota; Glomeromycetes; Archaeosporales; Ambisporaceae. The record is from the annotation of a GenBank genome assembly.